Molecule: messenger RNA, 684 nt
Organism: Rasamsonia emersonii CBS 393.64
Lineage: Eukaryota; Fungi; Ascomycota; Eurotiomycetes; Eurotiales; Trichocomaceae
Exons: 2
Coding region: 1-684 (227 amino acids)
Biological process (GO): endoplasmic reticulum to Golgi vesicle-mediated transport
Cellular component (GO): endoplasmic reticulum membrane; COPII-coated ER to Golgi transport vesicle; Golgi membrane
Molecular function (GO): COPII receptor activity
Source: RefSeq, a predicted model, not a curated record
AUGUGGAUCCUUCCACUCGUCGGCUACUUGGGAGUUGUCGUGGGCUUUGCAUUCCUCACAUUAGCCAUCGCAUCCGGGCUUUACUAUCUCUCCGAACUAGUCGAAGAACACACAGUAUUGGCUCGCCGUCUUUUGACCCGGCUCAUAUACAGUGUCAUUAUUGUUCAGAUUCUGCUUUGGCUUUUCGACCGAUUCCCUUUCUCCCUCUCUGUCCUGAGCAUAGUCUCACACCUCGUCUAUGCGAGUAAUCUUCGCCGCUUCCCCAUCGUCAAAUUGUCGGAUCCACUCUUUAUCCUCUCCUGUAUCCUAGUGUGUAUCAACCACUGGGUCUGGUUCCGCCACUUCUCCAAACCGGUGCCUCCUCGAAGUUCCAGCUCCUGGCGUCGGCCGUAUGAGCCUGAUUAUGAGAAUAUGCCUACCUUUACGGAGGUUGCUUCCUACUUUGGACUGUGCGUUUGGCUAGUCCCGUUUGCGCUUUUCGUCAGUCUGAGUGCCGGGGACAACGUUCUACCCAGUAUGGGAUCCGAAUAUGCUACUGGCGAUCACACUUCCUCUAUCUCCCCCGAUGGCAAGAACAAAAAUAAAGGCAUGGCGAAAGCUCUAGUUGACGGUAUCCGGGAUUGGGUUGGAGAAACUGGUGAACUUAUGGGAUUCUGGAAGGGGGAGCGAACAAGGAGGUUUUGA